Neopsephotus bourkii (Bourke's parrot) is the source of this 817-nucleotide messenger RNA. RefSeq names its product anillin-like. Gene Ontology annotation, biological process: septin ring organization; actomyosin contractile ring assembly; mitotic cytokinesis. Gene Ontology annotation, cellular component: actomyosin contractile ring. The record is from RefSeq and is a predicted model, not a curated record. The transcript has 6 exons. The annotation marks the transcript as partial. NCBI's taxonomy places the organism in Eukaryota, Metazoa, Chordata, Aves, Psittaciformes, Psittacidae.
AAAAGCACACUUCUUACUCCAGCCAUGGCCAGCCCAGGGGGCCCUAAUGCCAUUCGCAGCACAAAUUUCACCCUUGUUGGAUCCCACAAGCUGUCCUUGUCUUCUGUAGGAAAUGCCAGAUUUGCCCUGGACAAGGUUCCCUUUUUGUCUCCUUUGGAAGGUCACAUAUAUCUGAAGUUAAAAUGCCAAGUGGACUCCUCCGUGGAAGAGAAAGGCUUCUUGACCAUGUUUGAAGAUGUCAGUGGGUUUGGAGCGUGGCACAGGCGCUGGUGUGUGCUCUCUGGAAACUGUAUCUCUUACUGGACGUACCCAGAUGAUGAAAAACGAAAGCAUCCUUUGGGGCGGAUCAACCUGGCGAACUGCACGAACCAUCGGAUUGAACCUGCCAACAGGGAGUUCUGUGCCCGCCCCAACACUUUUGAGCUGAUAACGGUCCGGCCCCAGAGGGAAGACGACAGAGAGACUCUUGUCAGCCAGUGCAGGGACACCCUCUGUGUUACCAAGAACUGGCUGUCUGCUGACACUAAAGAAGAGCGUAAUAUUUGGAUGCAAAAGCUCAACCAAGUCCUUGUUGACCUUCGCAUGUGGCAGCCUGAUGCCUGCUAUAAACCCAUUGGAAAGCUUUAAACUCUGGAAGGGAAAUGUAAAGGAAAUAUGUAUACAAAACCUGCAUGAACUAUACACACAAAAAAAAGGAACUUCAAUGGAAAUGUGGGAAGUCUUCUGGGUCACUUAUGCUUUAAAUUUCAGAGUAUUUAACAUUAUACAGGAGUAUAUUCUGCGGUAUUUUUAUUUCACUGUUAAGGAUUUUAAGGCU